UGAAAAAAUUACACUCAACCUUUUCCCUUUUCCCCCUCCGUGUGCAUUGUAACACUGCGAGAAAAGAAAAAGAAAGAAAAAAGAAAGAAAGAAAAAAAGAGAGAAAAAAAAAGCUUCGACACAACACAAUAAUUCUGGAUAUGAGACGUGGAUGAAUUAGAGCUGUUCACUCGGAUGGAGAAAACGCGCUGUAUGAGAUAAAGUGUGAGCAGCAGAGAUGUAGUGUGUGUUCUGCAGUGGGAGACUCUGAUGCCUCACCAUGUUACUGUUCCUGCUGUUGGUCCUACAUCUUGAAGCCAAUGCUCAGAUAGACCCAGGACAGUGUCGCUACCCUCUUGGCAUGGAGGAUGGCAGAAUAAAAAACGAUGACAUUACAGCCUCCAGCCAGUGGUACGAAACGACGGGGCCGAAGUACGCCAGGCUGAACAGGGAGGAAGGUGAUGGCGCCUGGUGUCCUGCCGGUCAGCUGCAGCCGUCUGAUGUCCAGUACCUGCAGCUGGAUCUUCAUCAGCUCACCUUCCUCACAGUGGUUGCCACACAGGGUAGAUACGCACGCAGCUCCGGUAACGAGUUCGCUCGCAAGUACCGGCUCUCCUACAGCCGAGACGGCCAUCGCUGGAUCCCCUGGAAGAACCGCUUUGGCAGCGAGAUUAUCAUGGCGAAUGUGAACACGUACGCGUCGGUGGUGAAAGACCUUCACCCGCCCAUCAUCACUCGCUUCCUCCGCCUCAUCCCUGUCACGGACACUGUGCAAACUGUCUGUAUGCGUGUUGAGCUGUUUGGCUGCUCCUGGCAAGAUGGGUUAACGUCAUACAGCGCUCCUGAGGGCCACACCAUGAUGGCUCCUGGAUAUGCCAACACCCCACUGAACGACUCCACCUACGACGGAAUUCAGGAGCGCAGGAGGGUGCUGGGUGGUCUGGGUCAGCUGACAGACGGUGUGAUUGGACUAGAUGAUUUCUCUCAGACUCGUCAGUACAUGCCGUGGCCUGGUUAUGACUACGUAGGCUGGAGAAACGACUCACUCGGACCUGGCUACAUUGAGAUGGAGUUUCAGUUUGACAGGCAGAGGAACUUCACCUCCAUGAAGGUGCACAGUAACAACAUGUUUGCGCGUGGAGUUAAGGUCUUCUCAUCUGUAUCGUGUGUGUUUAAGCCACGACUCAUCUCACAGUUUGAGCAGGAGCCUGUGGAGUUUCACACGGUUCUGGAUGACCGGAACCCAAGCGCUCGGUACGUCACCGUGCCUCUGGAGCGACGAGUGGCCACAGCAAUUCGCUGCAGGUUCUACUUCGCUGACACCUGGAUGAUAUUCAGUGAGAUCUCCUUUCAGUCCGUGACCAACCCUUUGCCCACCCUGAAGCCUCUGGUGAUGACAUCACCGUUUAAAGCGCAGAGCCGAGCACCGACUACAGUUACAUUAGCUCCAGACACCAGCACAGUAACAUCAAAGCCCCGCCCACCUGAAGACAGCCACACCUCCAUUCUGAUUGGCUGUUUGGUCACCAUCAUCCUCCUGCUGGUGGUCAUCAUCUUCCUCAUUCUCUGGUGGCAGUAUGUGUGCAAAGUCAUGGAGAAGGGUCCGAGGCGUAUCCUGGAUGAGGAGGUGAUGGUACAUUUGCCCUGCAGCAGUGACUCUCCACAGUCGCCCCCUCUGGACUCUUUGGACUCUCCAUAUGAGAGAGUGUUUCUGCUUGACACUCGGGAACACACUGAGCUUCGAGUCAAAGCCCCGGAUUGUGGUGGUGGUUAUGCUGAGCCAGACAUUACCCGAUGUACUCAUCACCAGAGUCUCCAGUCCAGUGUUCCUCACUACGCUGAGACCCUGAUAGUGAAGCUGCAGGGCGUUACGGGCAGUAACACAUAUGCUGUCCCCGCCCUCACUGCAGACUCUCUGACACGUAAAGACAUCACAGCAGCUGAGUUUCCAAGGGAACGCCUCAUCUUCCGGGAGAAACUAGGAGAGGGGCAGUUUGGAGAGGUGCACCUGUGUGAAGCAGAAGGUCUGGUGGAGUUUUUAGGAGAGGACGCUCCUCCGUUAUCUGAUGACAAGAGCUCCGUGCUGGUGGCAGUGAAACAGCUCCGAGCCGACGCCACGGCCAACGCCAGGAAUGACUUCCUGAAAGAGAUAAAGAUCAUGUCACGGCUGAACGACUCGAACAUCAUCCGCCUGCUGUGUGUAUGCGUGCACUCGGACCCUCUGUGCAUGGUGACGGAGUACAUGGAGAACGGAGACCUCAACAUGUUUCUGUCUCAGAGAGAGAUCGAGAGCACACUCACUCACGCCAACAACAUCCCCUCUGUCAGCAUGACGGACCUGUUGCACAUGGCUGUUCAGAUUGCAUCAGGGAUGAAGUACCUGGCGUCUCUGAACUUUGUGCACCGGGACCUGGCCACGCGGAAUUGCCUCCUGGACCGACAGCUCACCAUCAAGAUCUCUGACUUCGGCAUGAGCAGGAACCUGUACAGCAGCGACUACUACAGAAUCCAGGGCCGAGCAGUGCUACCUAUACGCUGGAUGGCCUGGGAGAGCAUCUUGCUGGGCAAGUUCACCAUGGCGAGUGACGUGUGGGCGUUUGGUGUGACUCUAUGGGAAAUCUUCACUCUGUGUACGGAGCAGCCCUACAGUCUACUGACAGAUGAGCAGGUCAUCGAGAACAGCGGAGAGUUCUUUAGGAACCAGGGGAGACAGAUCUACCUAUCCCCUCCCCCACUUUGCCCCCCUCCUCUGUAUGAGCUGAUGAUGCGUUGCUGGAGGCGUGAAAUCAGAGACCGCCCCUCCUUCAAUAGCCUGCACCAAGCCUUACGGCUCUACUCUCCCCGUUCCUGACUGACUUACGGUCCAGCAAAUCAGCCUGAGCCUGACCCAACCAUUCAGCUCUGAGCCUGAACCUGACCCAACCAGUCAGCUCUGAAUGUGAGUUUGACCCAACCAAUCAGCUCUGAGCGUGAGUUUGACCCAACCAAUCAGCUCUAGAUGUGAGACUGCAAUCUUUCCCAUGAGGAGAAAUGAAAACUGGACAGCUUUGAUGUGGUGGCAGUGGAAGAGAGAACUGACAAUGAUGAUGAUGUCAUUUUGAGACACUGUUUUAUAGGUUUCAGUCCUGGAGCACCACAGAGUGACGGAGAGGCCUGUUGGGACUCGAUUUGGCUCCAGUUUGUAGACACUUGAUGAUUUUUGUAUGUUCAUUUUCUUUUAUAUUUUGAGUAAUUGUUUUCUUUUCCUGUCUUUGUGAUAUGAUGUGUCUCUGAGCCUACUGUACGCUCACGGCCUUAAAGACAAUUCAGCUCAGAAUUAAAUGUACACCAGUCUUUUUAAACCCAUAAAGCCAUUUUAGUUCAAGUGUGAUUUAGUGUCAUGUAGUUUCUAAACUGAUGGCUGUAGUCUUUCUUUACUUAUUAACUACAUUGUUCUCAGCCUCCAUAUCCUGGCUGAUCAGGGGGAGUUGUGUACAUUUUUUUUUUUUGCUGAAAUGUUUCUUUAAGUAACCAACUGGAGGAGUGUGUAUGUGUGUGUCAGCCCUGUGGUCCCUCAUCGCUCAGCACUACUGCGCGCGCAUGUGAGCGUGUCUGUGUGUGUAUGUGUGUGUUCACUCCCUCCCCACACUGGAGUUAUGAAUGAAUCCUGACUAUAAUGUGGAUUGUUGUUUUUUUUUUUUAGUUUUCUGUAUAUGAAUGUUCUACAGGUCUAUCUGAGAGAGCAGAACUACUGUCCUAGCUAAACAAGUGGAACAAUUUCCUUGUGUGUGAGAGAGAGAAAGAGACAGACAAGACGCAAUUCCUUAUUCAUCCCUGCUGCAGUACUACAGAUACUUGUAUGUUGAUGGUGCCAAAACUUUCCCCAAGUCAUUCCUCAGACUACGAGUAUGUUUCUGAAAGCAAUAUGUCACAGAACACUGGCAACUUUUCCACACCAUAAGCACCUCCAGAAAUGCAUUGUGGGUAGUGGCGUGAGCUGAAUGCUGUAAAGUCAUUUGGAAUGUUGCCUGUGAAUCCCUUGUGUGUUACCAAAUGAUCUGAUAGAUCUAGGACUUUGUACAAGGCACGCACGAACCCAAACACCAGAAAGAGCAUCUGAAGUGUGUAGAAUGUGUGAACCCAAGCCCUGAGCUCUCCCUUCUGUACUGAAGGCUCUUGACUCUGCAGCAGAUGUGUACAUGAUGCUGAACGUCUCUGAACAGCACCCCUUUCCUCUCUCAUCACUGAUAUUAUAUUUAGCUUUGUUAUGUGCUUCGUACACUUUCAUUUAUGUUUCCUGUGUGCAUGACGUUCACUCUGUCUCUGUUUUCAGUUUUUAUUGUUUUGGAGUUUCUCCACUUCCUGUGUGGUUCAGCUGCUCACAGGUUCAGCUCUCUGGGGGAUUUAAGGAGGAUCUCCUGUGUUUGUGUGAUUGAGUGGUGAGAGUAAAGUCCCGCUGUGUAUGUGUGUGUGUGUGUGUGUGUAAUCUCUGUUAUAAAUAGAGUAUGUAUUGUUGUGGCGUGUACAUAAGCAGAACAGAUAUGUGUAAUAUAUAGGGGGUGAAGGAGGACAUGUGGCAUAGCAUUUCCCUCAGAGCUUUUCUUCUGCUCCUGUUUCUUUACUUUUACAUUAAAUAUCAAAUCUGACUCCA
This is a messenger RNA of Tachysurus vachellii, 4609 nucleotides long. It is a transcript of the gene ddr2l, whose product is annotated as discoidin domain receptor family, member 2, like. The coding region runs from base 260 to 2830 and encodes 856 amino acids. Gene Ontology annotation, cellular component: signaling receptor complex; membrane. NCBI's taxonomy places the organism in Eukaryota, Metazoa, Chordata, Actinopteri, Siluriformes, Bagridae. The record is from RefSeq and is a predicted model, not a curated record. The transcript has 17 exons. Gene Ontology annotation, molecular function: ATP binding; protein tyrosine kinase collagen receptor activity; collagen binding. Gene Ontology annotation, biological process: positive regulation of kinase activity; multicellular organism development; cell surface receptor protein tyrosine kinase signaling pathway.